Exaiptasia diaphana is the source of this 3450-nucleotide messenger RNA. RefSeq names its product tripeptidyl-peptidase 2. Gene Ontology annotation, molecular function: tripeptidyl-peptidase activity; serine-type endopeptidase activity. Gene Ontology annotation, biological process: proteolysis. The record is from RefSeq and is a predicted model, not a curated record. Lineage: Eukaryota; Metazoa; Cnidaria; Anthozoa; Actiniaria; Aiptasiidae. Gene Ontology annotation, cellular component: cytosol. The coding region runs from base 1 to 2730 and encodes 909 amino acids. The transcript has 30 exons.
AUGGCGGCGACUAUAGAAGAUUUUCCAGUUCACGCUUUGUUACCUAAAAGAGAAACGGGCUCUGAUCGUUUUCUUGCUAAGUAUCCAGAAUAUGAUGGACGCYGAGUUGUUAUUGCUAUUUUUGACACUGGCAUUGAUCCCGGAGCACCAGGUUUGCAGCAAACUUCAGAUGGUCGUCGUAAAAUUGUAGACUUGAUUGACACUUCUGGGAGUGGUGAUGUAGACACAUCAACAGUCUGUGAAGCUCAGGAUGGGUUGAUUACUGGACUGUCUGGCCGAAAACUCAAGAUUCCAGAAGAUUGGCAGAACCCUACUGGAAAAUAUCACAUUGGUAUAAAAAACCUUUUCAGUCUUUUUCCAAACAAACUUAAAUCAAGAAUACAAAAACAAAGAAAAGAGAAAUUAUGGGAUAUCCACCACAAGAGGCAAAGUGCCAAUGCAUUAAGGGAACUUGAAGAUUGGAACAGCUCCCAUCCAAACAGUACGCCAAACCAAUCACAGGAGGAAAAAUGGACUUCAGAGGAACUGCAGUCUAAAGUUGAAGUACUGAACACACUUGAAAAGAAGUUCUCGGAUUGUGGUCCUGCCUUGGACUGUAUUGUAUUUCAUGAUGGUACAACAUGGAGAGCCUGCAUUGAUACAUCUGAGACUGGGGACUUAAGUAGUUGCACUCUUCUUUCAAACUAUAAGGAAUCUGGACAAUUUUCAACUUUUGGAAAAGAAGAUUUGCUCAAUUACAGCAUCACUGUGUUUGAAGAAGGCAAAAUAUUAAGUAUUGUCACCAGUGGAGGGACACAUGGAACUCAUGUUGCAAGCAUUGCUGCAGGUUUUUCUGAUGAUGACCCCUCCCUGACUGGAAUAGCUCCUGGGGCACAGAUUGUUUCUGUAAAAAUAGGUGACUCAAGACUGGAUACCAUGGAAACCGGUUCAUCAAUGAUCAGAGGGUUAAUUGCUACACUGGAACACAAGUGUGAUCUUAUAAACAUGAGUUAUGGUGAAUCAGCAAGGUGGCCUAAUGCUGGUCGAGUGAUUAACAUGAUGAAUCAAAUUGUCAAUGACCAUGGAGUAAUCUUUGUAACAAGUGCUGGAAACAAUGGUCCUGGUUUGUCCACUGUUGGUGCUCCUGGUGGAAUGUCUAGCUCUCUUAUAGGUGUUGGAGCAUAUGUUUCUUCUGAUAUGAUGGCUGCUGAGUAUUCAUUACUGGAAAAGUUGCCUGGUAACCAAUAUACCUGGUCAUCAAGAGGACCAGCUACUGAUGGACAGCUAGGUGUGUGUAUUACUGCCCCUGGUGGUGCUCACGCGAAUCAGAUUUGUCGUGUAGAUGUCACGUCGAGGCUUCAAUCAGAGGAAAUUCUACCUUGCGUUACACUGAAGACUCACGCACAYCCAAUCAGGCCUAGUGAAUAUAAAAUCGUCCCUCUUGGUGAGCGCGAUGUUUUGCCAAAGAAAGGACAAAUCUAUGCGCUGAAUCUGACUUACAACUUCUCAACGUCCAAAGCAUCGGAAAUCUUCAUCAAUGCCGUUUAUCUCAGUGAACUUCUUUACGAAUCUGAAUACGAAGCACAGUUGUGGAUUUUGUACGACGGAAACAAAAGAAGAAUAAACUGUGGAGAUGCUUUUCCUAACAGGUACUGUACAAAAGUGGAAAAAGGAGACUAUGUCAUAAAAUACCAGGUUCGUCAUGACAACAAAGAGCAGCUGGAAAAAUUAAAAGACAUGUUGGUAUUAGUGGAGACUAAACUUACCCCCACACUAUCCCUGGACGUGCACCCAUCGCACCUCUCUAGCAUGACGGGUGGAAAGUUCAAUUCAGUCACCAUUCACAAAGGGAGAAGAUUGCCUGUAUUCAUCUCGCCUUUUCCUGACGACAAAAUCCCCAAGGGUGUUAAACCCGGCCAUUUGCUAAGAGGAACGAUCACUUAUUUGAAGAAUGACCCUGGAAAAAAGGUGGACAGUUAUCCUCUCGAGUAUGUCGUCCCUGCUUCAGUUACAAAAUCAAGCAACAAAUCCAACAAUACGCAAAAGCAGGAAAAGAAGCCAGAGCAACAGCUCGAAGAGGAGAUUAGGGACUUGAAGAUCAGCUAUCUUUCAAAAAUGGACUCCCUUUGGGACGAGCUGCUGGCAGAGCAUGGUGACUGGAGACCACUCUURACUGAAAGGCUAAAAUCACUCGAUACGUCAAAGGAUCGACUCAAAAACCUUCAGGAGAUCGUCAACGUCGCUGAUAAAAUCGUAAGCAUGAUUGAUCAAGUUGAGUUGGCUAGUUACUACGCUAUAAAGACCGACGUCAGACCAAAUGCUGCAACCAUCAAAAGUGAGAAUGAUGCGCUGAAGACUGCGUUGAUCGAUGCUUUAACUCGUAAGGGCUGUMCCUUGGCUGACAUGAUCCUUUUACAACAUAAUGGCACUACUCAAGAAGAGACUGAAAAAAAACAGACCGAAGAGCCUGCCGGUAAAUUAGUUGAAACACUUCAAGCAACCUACACUGAGAUUCAUAAAUGGGCAGAUGGCAGCGACAGCAAGAUUGCUGACUUUUUAAUCAAAAAUGCUGAGGCUCAGCAGAACUAUGGCACCGCYCUAAAACUUCUUCUGAAGUCAGAGGGAACGCCGGUCAGAGCUAACGACGAAAAGAUUAUCGAGAUAUGUACUAAGCUUGGAUGGGAUCACUGUGUCKAAUUUCUUCAAGAGAGCCUUCUUAUAAAGUACCCACAAAACUAUGAACUGUUCUGAUAAAGUGCGACGUAAAUUGGCAUGCUACGGAUCCCUGGAGAACAGUUUUCAACCGAACACACUUCACUUAUUUUCKUAUCAAUAAUUGUCAAUUUGAAAGUCUGCACGAGGAUUUAUGGCACAGGUAUCCUGCUAACAAUUGACUAUAGAGGCUUGUUUCGACAGUAUACACCGUAUAAACUAUCUGGAUUUCUACAGUUUUUUUCCAAUUAAUUGAAGUAUUUCACCGUAUUUAUUCUAUUGUUACAGUAUCACAUUGGUSCAAGAAGGGGAGGUGUGGGGGGUAGUUUCUUACCGUGAAAAGGAGAAAACAAAUUAGCAGGGCUGGUCUUGCAAUUAUUUUAGUUUGCCUUAGGGGCAGUUGUCGCUGGUGKAAGAAGAUGCCUUUUUUCUUUGGACUAAACAAAUUAGUCAUUUGGUUAAACUUAUUUGUUUUGCCGUAAGGAUAAUGGAAGGUUAAGCCUGUAAAUCAGUUUAUCUUUCAAGAAUAAAAGCAAAGUUGAUUUUUUUUUCUUGACCUGGAGGACCAAACGUUUUUUUAUAAAGAUGAAGUAUAACAAUGAUUCUGGAUAUAGAAUGUAUCACAUGUAAGUGUUUUAAAAUUUUCAAUGAACAACCCGCAAGUUGUUUUCGAAAGGUUUUUAAAAUAUUGUAACUCCCCCACGUGGUAAAUUAACAGUAUCACUCAAAAUAAUAAMGAUAAUAAAGCUUUGUUUCCAA